Molecule: messenger RNA, 5222 nt
Organism: Heterocephalus glaber (naked mole-rat)
Lineage: Eukaryota; Metazoa; Chordata; Mammalia; Rodentia; Bathyergidae
Gene: Pomt2
Product: protein O-mannosyltransferase 2
Biological process (GO): protein O-linked glycosylation via mannose
Cellular component (GO): membrane; endoplasmic reticulum
Molecular function (GO): dolichyl-phosphate-mannose-protein mannosyltransferase activity
Source: RefSeq, a predicted model, not a curated record
CUCCGGGGUUCGCGGCACAGACCUUCCCGCCUUGCAUCUCGCACUUCUGGCGAUCCCUUGUUCAGCCAGGGAAGUUCGUCCCAGCGGCACUCGCCGGCGAUCAAGGCCCAGUGAAACUCCCAGGAAUCAGACCGCAGUCUGAUCUCCGGGCAGCAAGGGGUGGUCCGCUAUGGACUGUCUUACGGUUUCGGGAUGGCCCGGCCCCGCCCCGCAUCCCCGCCCCGCAUCCCCGCCCCGCGCGCGCGCGCGGUGCCGCCGGGAGAUGCAGUUCCCUGAGCCGGUCCUCGGCUCCGCUCGUCCUCGCGUCCUCCCGCCCUCCCGCCAUGCUCUGCGCCUCUGGCCGCCUCCUAGCGGCCCGGACGGCGACCUCGCUCCCCGCCCCGCCUAGAGGCCGGGGCCCUGCACUCCGCUGCCCGCGGAGGGAACUACAUUUCCCAGGGAACCCCGAUCCGCCCUCUUGGGACUGCUUGGCUGGGCGCCUGACGAGAGCUAGCGCUUCUCCGCACCGGAGGGUCAUUCUGAGGAGGGGGAGGAUGCCGCCGGCCGUGGGCAGAGGUCUGGCAGGGUCCGAGCUGCGUCUCCGGAGGAGCCGCUGUGGGCCCCGGGCUGCGGGCCGGGACGUGGCCAUCCAGGCCGCAGCGCGAAGCCCGAAGCGGCCGGCUCCGGGCUCGUGGCGCUUCGAGGUGGCGGGCCGGCGGGCAAUGCUGGCCUUGGUAACGCUGCUGUCCUUCGCCACUCGCUUCCACCGUCUGGACCAGCCGCGGCACAUCUGUUGGGAUGAGACUCACUUUGGAAAAAUGGGAAGUUACUAUAUCAACCGCACCUUUUUCUUUGACGUGCACCCACCUCUGGGAAAGGUGAGCAGUGUGAUGCUGAUAGGUCUUGCAGGCUACCUGAGUGGAUAUGAUGGCACCUUUUUGUUCCAGAAGCCAGGAGACAAAUAUGAGCAUCACAGCUACAUGGGAAUGAGAGGAUUCUGUGCAUUCCUUGGUUCCUGGCUGGUCCCCUUUGCCUUCCUCAUUGUAUUGGAUCUGUCCAAUUCCCUCCCAGCAGCACUGCUCACUGCCGCCCUUCUCACCUUUGACACAGGAUGCCUCACUCUGUCCCAGUAUAUCCUCCUUGACCCCAUCCUGAUGUUCUUCAUCAUGGCUGCCAUGCUGAGCAUGGUCAAGUACCGCUCCUGCGCUAACAGGCCUUUCUCUGCCCCCUGGUGGUCCUGGCUCAGCCUGACUGGCAUCAGUCUUGCUUGUGCUUUAGGGGUCAAGUUUGUUGGCCUCUUUAUCAUCCUCCAAGUGGGCCUGAACACCAUUGCAGACCUCUGGCACCUGUUUGGAGACCUCAGUCUUUCACUGGUCACUGUGGGAAAACACCUGAUGGCUCGCGUCCUGUGUCUCAUAAUACUGCCGCUGGUGCUCUACAUGGCCAUUUUUGCUGUUCACAUCAUGGUGCUGAAUAAAAGUGGUCCUGGUGAUGGUUUCUUCAGUUCUGCCUUCCAGGCCCGGCUUUCAGGGAACAACCUUCACAAUGCUUCCAUUCCCGAACAUCUGGCUUAUGGCUCUGUGAUCACAGUGAAGAACCUCCGGAUGGCCAUUGGCUAUCUGCACUCCCAUAGGCACCUCUACCCCGAGGGCAUUGGUGCCCGUCAACAACAGGUCACCACCUAUUUGCACAAGGACUACAACAACCUGUGGAUCAUCAAGAAACAUAAUACAAACUCAGCAGAUCCCCUAGACCCUUCAUUCCCAGUGGAGUUUGUGAGACAUGGAGACAUCAUUCGACUAGAACACAAAGAGACUUCUCGGAACUUGCACAGUCACUACCAUGAGGCUCCCCUGACCCGAAAACACUAUCAGGUCACCGGCUAUGGCACAAAUGGGACAGGGGACUCAAAUGAUUUCUGGCGGAUUGAGGUUGUAAACAGAAAAUUUGGGAACCGAAUCAAAGUGCUAAGAAGUCGAAUUCGCCUCAUCCAUCUGGUCACAGGUUGUGUCCUGGGUUCCUCAGGAAAGGUUCUACCCAAGUGGGGCUGGGAGCAGCUGGAAGUUACUUGUACUCCAUACCUGAAACAAACCCUCAACUCCAUCUGGAAUGUGGAGGACCAUAUCAAUCCCAAAUUGCCAAACAUCAGUCUGGAUGUGCUGCAGCCAAGUUUUCCUGAGAUCUUGCUGGAGUCCCACAUGGUCAUGAUCCGGGGGAACAAUGGCCUUAAGCCCAAGGACAAUGACUUCACAUCCAAACCCUGGCACUGGCCCAUCAAUUACCAGGGCCUGCGCUUCUCAGGGGCAAAUGACACAGACUUCAGAGUCUAUCUGCUCGGCAACCCGGUGGUUUGGUGGCUGAAUCUGGUGAGCAUUGCCCUCUACCUCCUCUUGGGAAGCAUCAUUGUUGUCGCCAUGCAGAGAGGGGCACAGCUGCCCACAAAGGUGGAAGGGCUGACUCGGGUCCUGCUGCAAGGAGGUGGCCAGGUGCUGCUUGGCUGGAUGCUGCAUUACUUCCCAUUCUUCCUGAUGGGCCGGAUCCUCUACUUCCACCACUACUUCCCAGCCAUGCUCUUCUCCAGCAUGUUGACAGGCAUUCUGUGGGACACACUCCUGCGGCUGUGCGCCUGGGGCCCAGCCUCCUCUUCCCUGGCCAGGGCUGUACAUGCAGUGGGAAUCCUGAGCCUGCUCCUGGGAGCUGCCUACAGCUUCUACCUCUUCCACCCCCUGGCUUAUGGGAUGGUUGGUCCUCUGGCCCAGGAUCCCAGAAGUCCAAUGGCAGGACUAAGGUGGCUGGAAUCGUGGGAGUUUUGAGAGCAUUACAAGGACGCCUGUCUGGGUCCAGGAAUUUCCUGGGGGCAGCCAGCUCUGGAACCAGUCCCAGGACCCUUCUGGCUGCAGGGGAGCUAAGGAACCAGAAGAAUUCUGCCGCUACUAGCACCAAGCUCCAGGAGCAAAAAGGAUUUGACCCAGCACUGCAGAGCCACAACCCCGUCUACAGCACCUACAGAAUCUCUCUCCACUUGGUUCCCUAAGUGUGCAGCCCAGGGGAGAAUGAGUGUGCAAGAGGGUGGUUGUGAGUGUGGGAGUGUGUAUGUGAGGUUACAUUUGUCAAAUCCCUGUGGAAUACAGACCGUGUGACUAAACAGCCAAGUGUCAUAAACACUAAGAAACAGUCCAGGGCUACAGUAGUGUUUUUGGAUAUUUUUUUAUACUGGAUUUGGUUUGAUUUUGGAUUAUGAAAUCUAUAAAAAAUUCUCUGAUCUCUAAGAGGCCUGAGUGCUGACCCCACCUUGGGAUGUCACCAGGAACAGAGUAGAGGGAACCAUCAAAACAGUGCUACCCUCCCCACCACCAAAAGAAUCUAGCUGAGGAGAACAAGCACCUGAGUUGGAGAACUUACCCCCUGCUGUUUCGUGGGGUAUUAUCUGUGGCCACAGGUAGUUGGACUGCCUGCCAGUGCUGUGCAGAGAACUGGGCUCCAGGGAGCAAGGUGGCGCUGGCUUUCAUUAGCCCUUGUCUCUGUUCUCCGGGAAUGUCACACUGAGCUUGGUCAGAGGAACUCUCUCCUAACCUUGCCCACUCCAAGUACCCAGGCCCUGUGUGUCAGAGAUUGUUUCUUGCUGUUCAUCUCUUUCCUUCUGCAUCCACCAUGACCAUGAGAGCUGAGCCAGAUGUAUUGUGCUUGCUGGGAGACCCUCUGGGGAUCUGAACAGUGGAAGCAGAUGAGAGUCAGAGCAGGGACUUUGUGGCACCAGGCUGGGAUCCCAGCAGGAUGCCAAGGUGUGGGGUACUCUGGACUGUCUGGACUAGUGGUCCUGUCCCCUGCUGGGAUGCCAGUUUCACUUCUGCCUUCCCCUGCUGACAUUCCCUUCACUCCAUUGGUAUCCCCUUUCUCUGUCACUGCUGCACCAGUCUCUUUUCCCCAAAGACCAGAGCUCCUAGAGAUACAUGACAGCUUCUACUGUCUGCUACUGUGAAGCACAAACAAGGAGCUCAGAGCUGCUUCUUCCACGUCCUCCCUGGCGGGAUUAAGAAAACUUCUGGGUCAGAACCAGUCCGACCCAGGGCCAGCCCUUCACUGCAGGACAUGUCUCCUUCCUCUCAGGACAGGACAGAAUGUUCAUUUUGUCUCAGAGGACUUUGAUGCUUCACGGUUUAAUGAUUAAUUUCUGCCACACUCCAUAUUCCUUCUGUUGCAGCUCCCAACAACUCUGACAGGGUCAGAGCUCUUUAAAGCAUCUCCAGGAGGCGGUUGCCACGGAGACUGGAAAUUGGUGUCAGGGACAGGCUGUGCUACCUAUUGAGUGGUGAGGAGGGAAGCUUCUGGGCCAUGCUUGGACAUUUAGACCAUUAAUGUUAAUAAAGGAAAUGCAGCCUCGUGAAAAAUAAGGCAGGGCGGUUAAUUAGAUCUGAGGCCCAUGACCUCCCUCUCCCAGUGCUGCAGCCUUUCUGACUUCCCCCAGCAGGAAGUGCCGCCUGUGUGCUGAGUCUGGGCUGCUUGCUUAAUUGCAUUUCUGGCGAGGAGGAACAGCAGAAAUGGAGAAGCUCUGUGUACACCCAUCUCUUCCCCAGCCUUCCUACCUACCCACAGGCAGAGUUGUUUUCUUCUGAGCUGGGUGGGGACCAUCUGGAUGGGCUCUCUUAGGGGUAGGAUGCUGGAAUCUGUGCGUGGCUCUUAGCAAAGAAGGUGGUGCACGAUGACAUCCCAGGGGUGGCUGAUUUUCUUUUGUGCCUUCUCAUUUCCCAAGAGGAACCUGUUGGAGGGAGGGGCUCUAAAGGAGUCAGCAGGGGCAGCCUCCAGAAGGGUGAGGAAAGAGGGCUUGGCCAGCUCUCCCCCACCCCCUUCCCUUCUGAUUGACCAUACUGGGGACAAGAGCUUCUUCUACUGCUUUUUAAGAAUGGAAGAGAGAGAACUUACCACUCCUUCCUCCAUGCCCAAGUUGCCAGACACUUCUCUGGGGACAAGGAUACAUCGGGUGAUGCUGCUCUGUGUGCUCGGUUUUUGUCAUUUGAAGGUGCUGGGGAGAGAGGCUGGCAGGUUGCUGCUCUGAAUAUGGGCUGCAGCCCUCCAGAAUUUGCAGAAAUGUGACAUGUCCCACAAACUGCUAGGGGAGGAAGAAAUUGUCAGGCAGCACAGUCUCCAGCCAGCACCUUGAGCCACAUUUUAUUUUUUAAAAAAUGGUUUCCAGAGAUAAUUGGAGGCCGGUUACUUUUGUAAUAAAUAGCUCUUGUUUUGAAUGA